UGUUUCUGGGGGGGUGUUAUACAACGGGAUGAGUGGGAGUGUAUGUGGGAAAGGGGUGUGCGAGGGUGGUCGUGGGCAGCUGGGGUGUCUGGGUGUGUGUUGGGGGGGGUGUAGUUGCAGGAGCGUGUGUUGGAUGUGUGGGUGUAUGGGCUCACGUGUGGGGGUGUAUCCAGUACGUGUGCGGCUGUGUGAGUGGUGUGUGUAUGGGUGUCCACGUGAGGGUGUACGUGUGGUGGUUGUGUGUGUCAGGGUAGGGGAACCGGCACGGGGAUGUGUGUCAGGAGUGAGGGUGGUGCGUGUUCACGAUGGGGUGUGCGCGUGAGUGGGGUAUGCGUGGGGAGCGUGUGUGUAGGGGUUGUACAGAUUCAUGUAGAUUUGGGGCUCUGCGUGUGUAUCAGAGUGUGUACCAGGACACACAGGUGUGUGCCCCAGCCGGUGUCCUGGUGUACCUCAUGCCAAUGCCAUCUCGGUGUACCGGCAGUGCCAGCAUCUGUGUUGCACUGAGCGUCGCUGCGUGGUGGCAAAGCAGCGUUUUGCCCGGCCAGCGCCAGUGCCAUGCCAUGGCAACGUUGCACACAGCUGCCCUCCCGCUUAUAUUGGUGCAUGAACACACAGCGUGCGCCUGUUGCAGGGGAAAGCUACCCCAAAUACCGGCACCGUGCAAAAACACCAUAGUCAAACUGUGCUGUGGUAUGUCAGAGCGGUGUCUGGGUGUGGAGACACCAUCAGAUGGCACUGGGAGACCAUGUCCCGCUACAGGGGCACAGGAUGAGAGCGAUGCAGUGCCUUUGAAGUUUAUUUCUGAGGUGUGGGGAGCGGUGACCGGUGUGGUUCUUUUCCCGGAAUCCCCACAAGUGCCAAGGGAAAGGAGACAGGGGAAGGAGGAAUGAGGGGUAAAGCAGAAAUCCCGUGAGUCAUUGUCCACACAGCUGGACUCACGCACACGCCGGUGUCUGCGUUUUGCUAUCUUGAGGUGGAAAAUAAUGCAUGUAUUCCUGGCACCUCAUUUACUUCUCCGUUUUAGGAGGUGAUGCUCCUCAUGUGUCCCUGACAGCGUUCCUUUGCCUACAGGCUAACACUUCAUUUGUGGCUACACUUGGAAAAAGCUGUUUAAAUCAAAGUAAUAUUAGAGCCAGUGAAAAUUUUAACCCAUUUAUUUCUUUCUCACUCUCCCCAGGAACGCUGCAGUCAAGAUGGCUAUGACAGGACAGUAUAAAAUGGGUGAUGGAAGCAACUAUGCAACUAACUGCUUCCCUGCCAGGAACAUUUUGUGUGCAAGUAAAGAAGGGUCUGGGCGCUGGGUGCUGACACGCAGAGCUACCCCGAGGGCUUGGACUGAGAAGGGGACCACCGGGAAGACACCACAGCAGAGGAGAAAGCCCCCAGAGUCUGCCUCCAUGGAAGAAAAUAACAAAGACAGUGUCCUAGAUGAGCCAUUUCUGAUGAAGCACCACUGUUUGAAGAACCCCUCUGACCUGUGCUCUGUGAACAUAAGCAGCCAAAAUCUGGUCUCUGCUAAAGAGGAUGAUUUUGAGAAAUUUGAUUGCGUUGCUUUCAUAAAUGCUGCUGAGAACCUGCUGACACUAGAGCCAUUUCGGAAGUUUCCAGGACUGCGGGAACUGGAACUUUCCUUGAACAGACUAAGAAAUCUGAAAAUCACCACUGGAGACUUCCUGCAUUUGGAAGAUCUGGAUCUCUCCUACAAUAACUUGUCCCCCCAGGACAUUUGGACAUUGGGAGAUUUGUCCCAGCUCAAAGUCCUUCGCUUGACAGCCAACGGGCUUCGGUCCCUGCCUCUGGACCUGGCAGGCUCAUGGGACUCUGCUCAUUUAAGGUUUCCAUCUCUGGAGGUCUUGUCGCUGGAUGACAAUCGUCUGUCAGACCCAAGCGUCUUUGUGAGCCUGUCUCAUCUCUGCAGCCUGAGGGAGCUGAAUCUGGACAGGAACAGGAUUUUGGCUGUCCCCUACCUGCACCAAGCAGAGAACCGGCAGUUCUUCCUCCACCCAGCGCUGGACGGCGACAGCUUCAGAGCAGAGUGGUACAAGUCUCUGAGCAGCCUCUGGCAGCAGCCCCGGCUGCCGCAGCAGGAGGACAUGGAGGUGCCAGCAGAGCUGGAAGCGAAGAAAGUAGAGCUUGAAUAUGUCGUGUUACAGAACAACAGGGAUCCAGACAGGACGGAGGUUGUUUUCAGUUCUGACCCUCAGGAACGCCCAGUGCUGGUUGUUCCCAGGGAGGGAGAACCAUCUGUCUCUAAGAGUCUGCCAGCUCCCUCCAUGCACAGGGAUGUUCGUGCUCCCUUUCCUGAACUGAAGCAUCUCAGCCUGGCCUUCAACAAGAUCGCAGAUGAGACAGCUCUUUUACCUGUAGCUUUCUUCCCGUGCCUGAAGGAGCUGACAUUUCACAACAACCCUCUUACCACCACCCGGAGCGGGCAGCUGCCUCUGCUGACUCGGCUCCUCCAGCACAAUCUGGGAAUUAAACUUGUCCGACAGAAGAGCCUAGCCCCGGAGAAGUGGCACUUCUCCAUCCCUCUCAAAGCCAGCCGCAAGGUCACGUCGCAUCUCCCCAAAGUCACGAAGCAGCCGCUGAUGCUGGAAGCUCCUGCCAAGACCUUUCUGUGGAAACAGCUUCCAGCUGCGGUAGAAGCUGUGAGAGAUGCAGCACCUCUGAGUCCGGCCCAGCCGCUGCCCCCCACCAGCUCCGUGACCCCAGCUGGCAGCCAGUGGACGGCGCUGGGGGAAGGGGAAUGUGACUCCGGGCCUCCUCCUGGCUCAGCCGAGGACGACUUUGCAUCCUUCUUCAUGACGCAGGUGGAGGAUGUGUCCAGACCCCUGCUGAGACCUGUGGCAGAGGGCAGGCUGGAGAAGAGGAGUGAGCAGAGGGGAGAAGGAAGCUCCCAGGUGGUUCCAGAGCGAUACAAAGGCUAUGAGGAGCUGCUCGGUGGAGAUACAGACCCAGAUUUUAUCGAACCAGUUGGGAUACAGAAAAACGUGCAGGCGCUGUACUACAUCCUGAAACAUCCCCUUGUUUACCGGGACAUCAAGCCACAACUGGACAGCAUGCAGAAGCCCUAUGUGCCUCAGAAAAAGCAUGGGAGGAUGCCUGGCCCUCCCACCCGCAAGACAAGAGCGGAGGUCCUGGAAGGAAUCCUGAUGGCCAUGAGAAACACCUCGACCAUCACUGAAGUCCCCUUGGCGUCUGUUUUGCAAAAGAGGAAAUCCAGACCCAGGGCAUACCGGGAGGCACGGAAGCUGAUGGAGGAAUUCCAGGAGGUGUUUGAGAUCCCCCCUGCAGCCAUCGGUGAGGAGAUGGCCAAGCCGUCGGACGAGGUGCAGGUGGUAAAAGCCCUUCUCGCAGAGGCAACAUCCAAGCAGGGGAGCCCCAAACAGCUACAGCUGCCAAGGAAGAGAGUGGCCAAGAAGGUGCCCAAAGUUUAGUCCGCAGUACAGCCAGGGGUUGAAUAAAGCAUCCCACAUCUUGGUCCUCUUGGAUAACAUGUAUGUUAUUUUGUAACUUGUUUGGAGCUAUUUUUCCCCUCCUGAGGCU
Harpia harpyja (harpy eagle) is the source of this 3546-nucleotide messenger RNA. It is a transcript of the gene XRRA1, whose product is annotated as X-ray radiation resistance associated 1. Gene Ontology annotation, molecular function: protein binding. The transcript has 17 exons. Lineage: Eukaryota; Metazoa; Chordata; Aves; Accipitriformes; Accipitridae. Gene Ontology annotation, cellular component: nucleus. The coding region runs from base 1194 to 3437 and encodes 747 amino acids. The record is from RefSeq and is a predicted model, not a curated record.